UGAAAGGGAAGCGCCUGUCGGUCGCUCGCUCCGAGACGUUGACGGGAGGCAGGGAGAGGGUGGCCCGUCGUCGCCACGGCAACCCGGGUCGCCGAGCCGUGGCGGCGACGGAAACAGAAGAGGUCAUGUGACGCGAGAGCAGGCAGGGGAAAAUAUCACGUGGUGUCACCCGGCCGCUUCCCUCAUUGAGGAGGGGAGGACUAGGGGCCCUCCCUGUCCCCCGCCAUGGCAUCCCCGUGGCUCCCCUAUGCCGAUACGGCCCCCGUCCUCAGCCAGCCCGAUGACACGGAGGACGAGGAGGGCCUUCAGGCCAAGCCUGAGAGGGAAGAGGAGGCCGAUGUGCAGACCAUCACGGGGAUCUCCACUUCGCACGCUGUCCGAAUCGUGGGGGUGCUCUGCUUUAUCAACCUCCUGAACUACAUGGACCGCUUCACCGUGGCUGGUGUUCUCCCUGACAUUGAGAAGUUUUUUAAAAUUGGUGACAGCAAAUCAGGACUUAUACAGACAGUUUUUAUUUGUAGCUACAUGGUACUGGCACCAAUCUUCGGUUACCUGGGGGAUCGGUAUAAUCGCAAGUACUUGAUGUGUGUCGGGAUCACCUUCUGGUCAGGUGUGACUCUGGGGAGCAGCUUCAUCCCUAAAGAGUACUACGGGCUGCUGCUGCUGACACGAGGCCUGGUGGGUGUUGGGGAGGCCAGCUACUCCACCAUUGCCCCCACCAUUAUCGCUGACCUCUUCGUGGGUGACCGGCGAUCCCGCAUGCUCAGCAUCUUCUAUUUUGCCAUACCAGUAGGCAGUGGCCUGGGCUACAUUGUGGCAUCACAGGUGAAAACACUGGCUGGUGACUGGCACUGGGCUCUGCGGGUGACACCUGGCUUAGGGCUCCUGGCUGUGCUGCUGCUGGUGUUUGUGGUGCGUGAGCCGCCUCGGGGCGCCGUGGAGACGCACUCCGACGUUCCCCUGCAGUAUACUUCGUGGAUAACUGACCUCAGGUCCUUGUCCGCCAGCCGCAGCUUUGUGUUGUCGUCUCUGGGCUUCACGGCCGUGGCCUUCGUCACGGGUUCCCUUGCACUGUGGGCCCCUGCAUUCCUGUACCGCUCUCGCCUGGCCAGCGGAAGCCUACAGCCGUGCCCUUCAGCGGAGGCUUGCAACACCUCGGACAGCCUCAUCUUUGGCAUCAUCACUUGCGUGACUGGCGUGCUGGGCGUCGGUAGCGGGGUGGAGAUUUCCCGGCGCCUGCAGCGCAGCAACCCCCGUGCCGACCCCCUGGUUUGUGCAGCUGGUCUGAUCGGCUCAGCCCCCUUCCUCUUCCUGGCUGUGGUGAGCGCGCAGGGGAGCAUCGUCGCCACUUACGUUUUCAUCUUCAUUGGCGAGACCCUCCUUUCCCUCAAUUGGGCCAUCGUUGCCGACAUGCUUCUGUAUGUCGUCAUCCCCACCCGUCGAUCCACGGCCGAAGCUUUCCAGAUCCUGCUUUCCCAUCUCCUGGGUGAUGCUGGGAGCCCUGCGCUUAUUGGCCUGAUCAGCGACCGAAUCCAGCGCAGUCGCCCCCCGUCAUACAUGUCGCAGUUCCGGAGCCUUGAGUACGCUCUGAUGGCCUGCGCUUUCGUGGGAGUGAUUGGCGGCGGUUUCUUCUUGGCCACGGCCUGCUUCAUCCAGGCGGACCGUAAACGCACUGAGCUGUACACACAAGGUCAGCUGAACGAGCCGUCGGAAGGCGAAGAUCGCAUCGUGGUUCCUCAGCGUGGCCGAUCGACAAAAGUCCCUGUUUCCAGUGUCCUCAUAUGAAGGCAGCCCCCUACCCCUCUCAUCCGGUUUCGGGAAGGAGUGUGGACUCGUGCCCUCUGUGCUUGGCUGAUCCAGGGAGCUGGGGAGGGGGGCUCUCUGAAUGGACCAAGGCGGGGGUGUGUGUGUUGUGGACAGCUGCUUUUUGGUGUAUGAGGGAUUUUUAUAAAGCACAAACUUUAUCCAGAGUCACGUGUCUGUAUUUUUC
Gekko japonicus is the source of this 1990-nucleotide messenger RNA. RefSeq names its product spinster homolog 1 (Drosophila) (gene SPNS1). The coding region runs from base 226 to 1785 and encodes 519 amino acids. Gene Ontology annotation, cellular component: membrane. Gene Ontology annotation, molecular function: transmembrane transporter activity. The transcript has 13 exons. Lineage: Eukaryota; Metazoa; Chordata; Lepidosauria; Squamata; Gekkonidae. The record is from RefSeq and is a predicted model, not a curated record. Gene Ontology annotation, biological process: transmembrane transport.